GUUCCGUCCUUGAUUUCUGACUGGCCCGGCAGAGAUACGACCUAGACGCCGAGUUUUCCAACCUCGAAGUGCGUGGACGGUUGAGGAGGAGAGGGGAACGACCCAAAGGAAGAUAGAGAAGAGAGGAGCUCCGCUAGCUUCUGCCCUCCCAAAUCCAUGGCGGAUAACCUAUUCCAGGGGCUCCCUCCUCCCUCCGCAACGCCUCCGGCGGCCCCGGAGCGGUCCCCGACCUCUGUCAAGAGAGAUUCGUCUCCGGCUCCCUCCGCCGCCGCCGCCGCCGCCGCCGCCACCGUCGCUGCCAACGCCAACGCCCCGGCUCCCGCCCUCAAGAGCGCUUUCAAGAGAGAUAAUCCCCCCGAGUCCCAUGACGCAGCACCACAGAAGAAGUUGAGAUUCAAAACAAGUGUUGAUGCAACAGAAACACAGAUUAUAGAAGCAAUGCAAAAGAUAGCAUCACAUAUAAAGAAUCCUUCGAAGUUCAGCAAGGCAUCAAAGCUUGCUAUGCAAUUAAUCCAGGCUGGAAGUGUGAAGCCAGGGACUAGUGAACACUUCUUUGCUGUAUUGGAGGCUGCAAUGUCUUCACCAACAGCUUGUAAUGACCCUGCAUUGAGAGCAGAUUACCAGGCCCUGUUCUCAGCAGUUCAAGAUGUUACAGAGUGCUUCAGCAAGCAGCAGAAAAAUCUAUUAAUAACAUGGACAUUGCGGGCGGUGGUGGCAAAUGAUCUUUACACUGAUGACAGCUUUGUGUAUUCAAAAGCAGCAGGAAAAAUCAAAGAAGCCAUUUCUAGCCUCCCCCUUGCCACCACGGAUGAUGACAACGACGAAGCGGCAGCACUGGCACUAGCUGAAAAUAAGGCAGUUGGCAUUGACAAUUGUCAGCAGGAAAAUACAUCGCCUGAUUUGUCUGAAUCUAAUAAAGAAACAUGCGAUCCGUUUGGAUUAGAUUCUCUGCUCCCAAGUACAUCUAAGAAGGAUGAAAGAUCUAAAGUAAAGGACGUAACAGCUGUAAACAUAAGGGCAGAAGAAGAAGAAUCCAAGAGAUUUAUCAAGUCACAGAGAGAAGUUUUACUAUUAUGUUUGGAGGUUGCUGCAAAACGUUACAAAGUACUCUGGGCCCAAACUGUGAUUGAUAUAUUGGUUAAGCAUGCAUUUGACAACAUAGACAGGUUCACGGCUCGACAAAGAGAUGCAAUUGAGAAGCUCUGGGCUUCAAUAAGGGAACAGCUGAUCAGAAGGAAGCAGGGGAAAUCCGUCACUGGAAAACUUGACAUGAAUGCUUUCGAGUGGCUUCAGGAGAAGUAUUCCCAUGAGAAGAUCAGCAUUCGGCAUGCUGUUGGAGGUGGAGGCGAACGCCGUGCUGAACAAUGGCUUGGUUAACUGUUUCUAUUCCUAGACAUGGUUUAUGGGAAACCAAAUUGAGCAUCUCCAUUUGUUUCAAGAUCAAAACUUUUAUCCUAAAGAGAAAUUCACAUUUUAACCACCAUCUUUGCCAACAGGUUGCUUUGCCAGAUCAAUGAUAGUGAAAACAAUCUCAUGCAAAUUUUAUGAUGCAUUUAGUUCUUUACUGUCA
Messenger RNA from Phoenix dactylifera (date palm), 1570 nucleotides. RefSeq lists its product as uncharacterized. The record is from RefSeq and is a predicted model, not a curated record. NCBI's taxonomy places the organism in Eukaryota, Viridiplantae, Streptophyta, Magnoliopsida, Arecales, Arecaceae.